GUGGGCCUUCUCUAAAAACAAUUGUCAUCCGGCCCAUAGUCAUAUUGUUACUUGUUAGCUUCCAGUAACCUCGGCGGCUCCCUGCUUUCUCCUCUCCCUGGCGUCUCUCUCCUCUCGAUUUUUGCCGCAAAGAUGCUUUUCUUCUCCUACUUCAAGGAAUUGGUGGGUAAAGAAGUGACGGUGGAACUGAAGAACGAUCUCGCCAUCAGAGGAACCCUCCACUCCGUCGAUCAAUACCUCAACAUCAAGCUUGAGAACAUCAAAGUCGUAGACGAUGACAAAUACCCUCACAUGCUAUCAGUUCGUAACUGUUUUAUAAGGGGAUCAGUGGUACGAUAUGUCGAACUCCCCCCUGAUGGUGUGGACGUCGACAUCCUCCAUGAUGCAACAAGGAGAGAAGCUCGUGGAAGCUGAUUCUGCAGCUAGGAAUUUUCAAAUAGCACUUUCGUUGCUGGCCUUGGAUUUUUUUUUUUUUGUCGACUCUUGCCACUUGUGCAAAUGCAAAUUAGUAUCUCAUGUUUGCACCACAUUAUACUGUGAAAUAGUCUUAAACUGCUCUCGGUUUCAGGAUUCAACGUUUUCAUUAUUCAGCCAGUUUUUUGUCUACUGGAAUAA
Molecule: messenger RNA, 615 nt
Organism: Zingiber officinale
Lineage: Eukaryota; Viridiplantae; Streptophyta; Magnoliopsida; Zingiberales; Zingiberaceae
Product: sm-like protein LSM2
Exons: 3
Coding region: 133-414 (93 amino acids)
Biological process (GO): mRNA splicing, via spliceosome
Cellular component (GO): Lsm1-7-Pat1 complex; U4/U6 x U5 tri-snRNP complex; P-body
Molecular function (GO): RNA binding
Source: RefSeq, a predicted model, not a curated record